ACUGGGUGAGAUUCUGUGAUGGGAGGAUCCCACCGUCCUGAUAUUCGUCUUUGCAAAGCCAAUUAGCCAUUAAAUGCAGAAAAACAAAGGACCUGGCGUCUCCCUUUUAUUUUGUCAGCUAUUCUCUUCUCUAUGGUACUACCAAAUAAUGGCGUCUGCCCAAGUUAAUGUUUCCAACCGUUCAAAAGAGAUCUGGUCACAUAUCGAGGGAGAGCCACGGGUCUAUAUCUACCGGAGGACCCACGUUCCGCUGAGUUGAAAACGGUGGGUUUGACCUGAAAAGGGCCAACAAUGGCGGAGGAGAAUGCGACGCCGCUAAUCGUCAAGCACGACUAUCGUGAGGAUUGUGAGGCCUGCAGGAUCGAGCUUGCUAAGGAAACCGGCCAUGGAGCACCUUACAAGAUCUUAUUCAACGUCUGGAUUGUCACUCUUGCUGCAGCAUUGCCAAUAUCGUCGCUCUUCCCUUUCCUUUAUUAUAUGGUUAGGGACUUCCAUGUUGCAAAGAGGGAGGAAGAUAUAAGUUACUAUGCUGGAUAUGUGGGAUCUUCAUUCAUGCUUGGAAGAGCUUUGACUUCUCUUCUCUGGGGAGUGGUGUCCGAUAAAUAUGGUCGGAAACCAGUAAUACUUUUUGGCUCAAUGACAGUGGUUAUAUUCAAUACACUUUUUGGUGUUAGCGUAAACUUAUGGAUGGCAAUUUCUUCAAGAUUCCUCUUGGGAAGUUUGUGUGGAAUGCUCGGUCCUCUGAGAGCAUACGCUUCUGAAAUUUGUCGUAAAGAGCAUCAAGCAUUGGGGAUGUCAGUCAUUAGCACAUCCUGGGGCAUCGGCUUGGUGAUUGGUCCAGCUGUUGGAGGUUUUCUUGCACAGCCUGCAGAGAAGUAUCCCAAUAUAUUUUCUAAAGAAUCGCUGUUUGGGAGGUUUCCGUAUUUGUUACCUUGCAUUGUGAUAUCAGCCUAUGCUCUACUGGCAUUCAUUAUCUCAUUCUGGCUUCCGGAAACUCUUCAUCGUCAUCACGACGAAGACACAGAAGAAGAAGAAGAAGCUGCAUUGGUUGGAUUGCAGAACAGUUCUAAUAAGUCCAGUCCAUCGCUGAAACACUCGGUUUCUACCCUCAAGUUUUGUAUCCCUCAACCGAGCCUCUUGAGAAACUGGCCCUUAAUGUCUUCCGUAUUAGUGUAUUGUGUUUUCCAACUUCACGAUAUGGCCUAUACUGAGAUAUUUUCUCUGUGGGCCAACAGCUCAAGGAGGCUUGGGGGGCUAGGUUUCAACACAGACGACGUUGGUGAAGUUCUUGCCAUCUCAGGGUCUGGUUUGCUAAUCUUUCAGCUCUGCCUUUAUCCUUGGGUAGAGAGUAUAAUCGGACCUAUCAUGGUUUCUCGUAUUUCAGCUGUCAUUACGAUACCAUUGCUAUCGAGCUACCCCUUUAUAGCCAAAUUAUCGGGCAUGGCUCUCUUCAUUGUGCUUAAUUGCGCUUCCCUGUUCAAGAACGCUCUCUCUGUGUCAAUCACGACAGGGCUGCUGGUUAUCCAAAACAGCGCGGUGUCUCAAGAACACCGAGGAGCUGCAAAUGGCAUAUCCAUGUCUCUUAUGUCUCUUGCUAAGGCAGUUGGACCUGCCGCCGGGGGUACUUUGCUCUCUUGGGCUCAAAGCCGUCUGGACGCAAGCUUUUUGCCAGGGGUGCACGUCGUUUUCUUCUUACUGAAUGUGGUUGAGUUUGUCGGGUUGGCUAUGACCUUCAAGCCGUUCUUGACGCUUCCUCCGGCCGUUGCCGCCGAUUCCUAAACCUCUUGGUUUGGAGGAAUCCGCAGCCGCUAUCCGAAAAAAUACGCACGGGUAAACCUCCGGCCUAACCUAAUACUCUGCAAAUUAGGCUCGAUUGGCAAGUCACACUAGGCGAACAAUGUGUGGCAGAUGACAUGACCUGAAGCGUAGCGGGUUUGAAAUUUUGUGAUAUAAUUUUGAAAAUUUGAGAUAUAAAAGAUUAAUAUUUGAUUUGAUAUUUUAUGAAAAAAAAAAAUUUAUUUUGUAAAAAAUUAUACUCCAUAGU
This is a messenger RNA of Andrographis paniculata, 2044 nucleotides long. Its product is annotated as protein ZINC INDUCED FACILITATOR-LIKE 1-like. NCBI's taxonomy places the organism in Eukaryota, Viridiplantae, Streptophyta, Magnoliopsida, Lamiales, Acanthaceae. Gene Ontology annotation, molecular function: proton transmembrane transporter activity. Gene Ontology annotation, cellular component: proton-transporting two-sector ATPase complex, proton-transporting domain. The transcript is spliced from 18 exons. The record is from RefSeq and is a predicted model, not a curated record. Bases 292 to 1779 code for a protein of 495 amino acids. Gene Ontology annotation, biological process: proton transmembrane transport.